AUAAAAAAAAAACUAAUAUUUUUUUUUAUUUGCGCUUUCCCCCGGUUUACCGGGGGAAAACCAUAUCACUGUUUGUAAACCGGUGUUAUAAUUAGUCGGUAGAGUUUAAACCAGACCAACUUAUCGCUUAAUGCAUGUUAUAAACUUGUUAUUCACGCUCUUAACGCUCAGAUGUGUGUGUAGGCCUGCUAAAAUGUAAAUAUAAACGCGGGACAACACAUGCGCAAUAGAAACAGAGUGACUCCCCGUAUAUAAAGUGUUGGCGCCGGCGCGAGUCCUUCACUUUACUUCAAACUACGCCGAAAGAAAAGCCUGAACAUACAGCAUUACAAGCCCAAUAUACAGCAUAAUGACUAGACGAAGUGGACGCCUUCAAGCUAAAAACGAAAAUGGAGCCACCCAUACAGACAAGAUAGCAAAAGUCAAGAAGGAGCAAUGCAAUAGGAAGAAAGCCCUGACCAAAAUGCUAACUACUGAAACUCAGAACCUAUGGGCUCAUGAGGGACCAUGCAAAGCUGAAGUCAUAAUUGAAACCCCUAUGGAUGGUCUUCAUGAUUCAUUUGAUCAGCCAGGCUUGUCCAAAUGUUCUAGACCAUCACCUCUGCCCCGACUCAGCUGGGGGAGUUCGGAGGACGUGUGGGUUAAGAUGUUGAGUAAGGAGAUCAAGUAUAAGCACAGUAAUACCUGUCUGGAGAGGCAUCCGAGACUGCAGCCCAAGAUGAGAGCAGUUCUACUCGACUGGCUCAUGGAGGUAUGUGAGGCUUAUUUGCUUCACAGACAGACAUUCUACCUGGCACAGGACUUCUUUGACAGAUUCAUGCUUACCCAAGACGACAUGGAAAAGGAGCGUCUGCAGCUCAUCGGCAUCACGGCUCUCUUCAUUGCCUCCAAAAUUGAGGAAAUUUAUCCACCCAAGCUCACGGAGUUGGCCUACGUCACCGAUGGUGCAUGUCUUGAAGAGGAGAUCCUACAAAUGGAGCUUAUUAUGUUAAAGGCAUUAAAUUGGGACCUGUAUCCUGAAACUGUUGUUUCUUGGAUGAAGCUUUACAUACAGAUGGCCUCGGUGUAUGAUUUCACUAAUGUGCUGGUGCCGCAGUUCUCUCAAGAGACGUACAUACAGAUUACACAGCUUUUAGAUUUGUGCAUCCUAGAUAUCAGCUCACUGGAGUUUAAAUAUGGAGUGCUGGCUGCAGCUGCCUUUUGCCACUUUAUAUCUUUUGAAGUUGUACAAAAGGUAUCAGGUUUAACCUGGGAGGCAGUAGAGAGCUGUGUGAACUGGAUGGCUCCUUUUGCAGAGACCAUGAUGGGUUAUGAGAGCGCAAAGCUUAAAAGUUUUGCUAAAGUCUCUUCUGAGGACCGACACAACAUUCAAACCCACAUCAACUACCUCUCCAUGCUGCAUGAAGCACAACAAACACGCACUAUUCCCACAAAUGGCGUCUUUCCCCCUACACCACCAAGCAGCGCAGAGAAAUCCAGCACACACUGAGCGAUCAGUGCUACAGUCUGACCAGUGCUCCUCUCUUCCGUAAAGCUAAAGUCACCAGGCUGAAACAGUCUUCAUUAUGGAGCGGUUGGGAGAUUAUUAUAUUGUAUAAUGUGAAUAGGAAGGUUGACAUUUGUUUUAAAAAAGAGAGAGAGAGAGAGAAGAAGAGAAAAAAAGACUUCCAUAAACUGCUUUCCAUUUCAGCCCAAAACAGUAAAAAUAAAACUUCACUAUAGAUAGAAUUCACUAAGAUAUAAAGCACAUCCUCAGGGAUU
Molecule: messenger RNA, 1761 nt
Organism: Ictalurus punctatus (channel catfish)
Lineage: Eukaryota; Metazoa; Chordata; Actinopteri; Siluriformes; Ictaluridae
Product: G1/S-specific cyclin-E2
Exons: 12
Coding region: 350-1489 (379 amino acids)
Biological process (GO): G1/S transition of mitotic cell cycle; regulation of cyclin-dependent protein serine/threonine kinase activity
Cellular component (GO): cyclin E2-CDK2 complex; nucleus; centrosome
Molecular function (GO): cyclin-dependent protein serine/threonine kinase regulator activity
Source: RefSeq, a predicted model, not a curated record